CACUAAACGCGGUCCCGGGUUCCCGUCCCGCCGCCGACUGCCAGUGGCCGAGGGUCGGGAGAGCGCGAGCUCGUACCCGCGGCUGUGAGGAGGGUUUCCUCAGACCGAGGCUCGGAAACGGGGUGCUCCGGCCUCCCGCCCGCAACCCGCCUGUUCUUCGCGGUCGCAAACGCUGUGCGCCCUACGCGAUGGGUGCCAACGAGGACCAGGAGAUGGAACUAGAAGCUUUACGUUCUAUUUAUGAAGGAGAUGAAAGCUUCCGGGAAUUAAGUCCAGUUUCAUUUCAAUAUAGGAUAGGUGAAGAUGGUGAUCCCAAAGCCUUCUUAAUAGAGAUUUCCUGGACAGAGACAUAUCCCCAAACACCUCCGGUUAUAUCUAUGAAUGCAUUUUUUAACAACACCAUCCCCUCAGCUGUGAAACAGAGUAUCUUAGCCAAACUACAGGAAGCAGUAGAAGUGAACCUUGGCACCGCCAUGACCUACACGUUGUUUGAGUAUGCUAAGGACAACAAAGAGCAGUUCAUGGAGAACCACCAUCCUGGGAAUCCUACGCCAACGCCCAUAGCCAAUAUCAUCUCGGUUGAAACUCCGAGCACAGCCCCCUCAAGUAAGAAAAAAGACAAGAAAGAGCAACUUUCCAAAGCUCAGAAACGCAAGCUGGCAGAUAAAACAGAUCACAAAGGGGAGCUCCCUCGAGGCUGGAACUGGGUUGAUGUCGUGAAGGUAUAGCAUACUUACAUUCAAGUCUUCAAAGUUGUUACAGUUGUUGCCAUCAAAUAACAAAAUGUCUAUUUUCCAUUUUCCUCCUGCCUCCUUUGGAAUU
Phodopus roborovskii (desert hamster) is the source of this 822-nucleotide messenger RNA. It is a transcript of the gene Rwdd4, whose product is annotated as RWD domain containing 4. Gene Ontology annotation, molecular function: protein binding. NCBI's taxonomy places the organism in Eukaryota, Metazoa, Chordata, Mammalia, Rodentia, Cricetidae. The record is from RefSeq and is a predicted model, not a curated record. The coding region runs from base 189 to 728 and encodes 179 amino acids. The transcript is spliced from 6 exons.